CUACGAAAUGCUCUGUACAUGCCCUCAUAUCCCCACAACAUCUUUUCAGUGGCGAGAGCAGCCGACGGAGGAGCAACCAUAACUUUCAAGAAAGGAGAGAGCCACAUGAUCACUAAAGAUGCUUGAUCCUGAAAAAUAAAUGUGUCGCACAACGAAAGAGUUGGCCCAUCUUUCGAGCUGUGUAACAUAUUUUGGCGAGCUAGCCAGGAGCCACCACCACCAUCGACCCUCCUUCCCAAGAGACGGACCUUAUUCUUCUAUUAAACAUGGAAAAAGUACAGCCACUGCGUGAUGAACUGAGUGCAGCCUUGUGGCAGCUGGAGGAAGAGCUUCUCGUGGAUGUCUGCGGGCGACUGAAAUUUUCCGGCCUGGACAGCCGAGAGUCUCGCAGCAAGUCAAGACGGGCGCUCAUCCAGAUGGCAGAAGGCGCGUUUGAUGAGAUUGAGGAAAGUGAACAAGAAGAACAAGUUGAAGAAUGUUACAAAGAGUUAAGUAAAUAUCUGAAUAAAUUAAACGUUGAACCAUUGUCAAAGAAAGGAUCAGAGAAACUGUUUGACACUGACACCUCACCCAAAAAUACACCUUCUCCACUCAGAGUUCGACCAGAGCAAACACAUUUUCUAAAAGAGGUAACUUUGAGAAGGGAGUUCAAGAUCUGUGGGCAGAUAGGUGAACCCGGACAGAGGGAAAAGCUAUCCUACCUCAGUCUUGUGCGUCAAAUUGGGGUGGUGACUGAAAAAGGACAUUCAGAGACUGAAAUAAUCGAAGCAGUAAUCAGGGCUAUUAGUCCAGGCCUGCCCCUCAGAGAUAUGCUGGAAAUAAAACGUGAACUGACCCUCAAUAAACUGUUCACCAUAUUAAUGGAACACUACAAGGUAGUGAUGUGAUCGGCAAUUCUUUUGACUGUACUGAAUCACUAGAAUCAGUUCCUUAAAUUGAGUCGUUCAAAAUA
Messenger RNA from Nerophis lumbriciformis (worm pipefish), 952 nucleotides. The record is from RefSeq and is a predicted model, not a curated record. NCBI's taxonomy places the organism in Eukaryota, Metazoa, Chordata, Actinopteri, Syngnathiformes, Syngnathidae.